Messenger RNA from Boleophthalmus pectinirostris (great blue-spotted mudskipper), 2713 nucleotides. It is a transcript of the gene lrrc28, whose product is annotated as leucine rich repeat containing 28. Lineage: Eukaryota; Metazoa; Chordata; Actinopteri; Gobiiformes; Gobiidae. The record is from RefSeq and is a predicted model, not a curated record. The coding region runs from base 204 to 1289 and encodes 361 amino acids. The transcript is spliced from 10 exons. Gene Ontology annotation, molecular function: protein binding.
GACGUAAUCAUGACGUCAAGCGUUGUUUACGGUGUGACUGCUGCUACUACAGUUUUGCCUUUCUUGUAUUUUAUGAACUCCGCUUUUAUUGGGAACUCGAAACAGACAUGUUGAAAAUUAUUUGAAAAGAACUUUAAGCUGUGAUGCCCUGGUAAAAGGACCAGACCUUCUUUUCUUCAAGUGGAGGAUAAUUUUAGAAGAAGAUGGCAACUGAACUCCAUGAAACCAUAUGCAUGGCAAAGCAAGAAAGACACAAAAACCUUUUUUUAAACUAUAAGAACUUGAACAUUUUUCCAGUUGAAUUGCUUAAAGAUGAAGGCCUUCAAUUUCUUGAGAGACUAUAUAUGAAGAGGAAUUCACUUACUACACUGCCUGAUAAUCUUGCACAGAAGCUUCCAAAUCUAAUCGAACUGUAUCUACACUCAAAUAAUAUAGUUAUCAUCCCAGAAGCAAUUGGAAACUUGGCAAGACUGCAGUCACUGGAUUUGAGCAACAAUGCUCUUCAGAUGCUUUGUCCAGAAAUUGGCCGAUUGAGAUCUUUAAGGCAUCUGCGACUGUCCAAUAACCAGCUAAAAUGCCUUCCUUCAGAGAUAGGUGACCUACAGGAACUUGAGACUCUGGAUGUGUCCAUGAACCAGCUAAUCUCCUUGCCUGACAAACUGCACCAUUGUCUAUCACUUCAGAAUCUCACAGCAGACCACAACCACCUAAGACAUGUUCCCCGGCAGCUCUGCUGGCUACAUCGCCUCAACCAGCUUUCAAUGGCUGCUAACAGACUCAACUUUCUUCCACUUGAUUUAGGCCGGUCCCGGGAACUGCAGUUUGUGUUUGUUGACCACAAUUCAGAUCUGAAAGGUCUUCCCUCCUACCUUUACAACAAGGUUAUUGGCUGCAGCGGGUGCGGAGUUUCUACUCAAGUACAGGAAGAAGGUACAAAUGACACACUGGGAGCACUACCCGCUGAAGUAAAGGUUGUAGGCUCAAGGUCAGGUACUGUGGUUCCCUUGGAGGAGCUUGCCUUACGGACCUUGAACCGUGUCUACCACCACAGGUUACCAGAUCUGCAACUUCUGCCUAACAUGACAUUGCCUAAGAGUCUCCUGGACCUGCUGCAGUUUCCUCUGGGCCACUGUCACCGCUGUAGCCAAGCCAUGUUUACCAUCAUUUACCCCAAACUGUUCCCCCUCAGAGAUACAGCACUGGCAGGAGUGCAUCGCAGGACAACAGUGAGCUUUGUAGCCUAUUGCUGUUCUAGUCAAUGCCUUCGGACCUUUGACCUUCAGGGAUGACCUAGUUUACUUUCAAGAGAAAUUCUGCUCUGAAAAAUUACUUCUACUGGAACAUGGCAAAUGAAGAUAUUCAACCUAUGUGACAGUUUGCAAGAGCUGACACUAACAUUUCCAAAAAACAUAACCACAGUUCAUAAGUUAACCAGAAAACUAUGCUACUAUUAUUUAAUUGGAUCAGUGCUUUUCAACAUACUUGCAUAAUGCAUAAUUUGACACUUUUCUUCACAUAGUGAAUCUUUCACAAGCAUGUAAUAACAGCAAAUGUAUUGAUAUUGAGGGGUACAAUUUGUUGCUCAGAUAUGACACUUCAAAACAAUAAUUGACCAAUGUGUUUAAAACUGACAGCAUUUUUAUUUGCACUGAAUCAGUAUGGAUAUUUGCUACUUUAGUGACAGGAAUGCUUUUUAAUUAUUGAGAAAAGAAAAAAAUACAUUGGCAGUGAAGUCAGUGAUGACAGAAGCCUGACUGUUUGUUUUAUAACAGAAGUCUGUUAGCAUUUUUACUGUUGUAAAUUAUCAUAUGUGUUGGUUAACUGAGGUAAAUAUUUACCAAUGUUCCACUGUGUUUGUUAUUUUUCUAUUCUAAGUUAAAGGUGCUCUAUGGACACUAGUGGUUUGCCUGAAAUCUGCCAUAGUAUGGUAUUAAUAAGAUAUUUAUCUAGCAUUUAUUUCACUAUGGAUGUUUUUAGUGCCCAAAAAUACCUUUAACAAGUCUUUGCUUACUGUGGGCAGAGUGUCUCUCCCCAAAUCUGACCUUUAACUUGUCUUCAUGGUGCCACGUUUGUUUCUCGAUGGGGCGAAGUUUAAUGCCGUAUUGUAUAGUAUUUUAAUCUUGGCAAAGCAAUAACCAAAUAGCCUGAAUUUGCAGACCAAGGUCUCAAUGCAUCCUUUGUCAGACUUUUAAAUGUAGAAAGUGAUUACUAAUUUCUUUGUGCUCCAUGUAUUAUAUCUGCCACUUGAUGUUUUCAGCUUUCUUAGAGGGUGAUCUCUAGAGUGACAAUGCACACAGUUAGAGAGCAGAGAAAUCACUUGGAGAAUUGUUGGAUAUAAAAAGGUUGAAUUAUAAAUCUUCUCCAUUACUAGAAUCGAUGUUUCAACCAUUACCGUGUUCUUGUCUCACUGAUGAUUCAACCUUCUGUUGGCCCAGUGGGACUAUCGUAUCUCCACUGAGUACACACACAAGGUGCAUGUUCUGCAUGCGCUCAUGGAAACAAAGGCAAAGCGUUCACACAUGAAUAAAGGUCAGAUAAAAAAGGAGAGGCCAGACCCAAAACAGAAAUUAAUCUUCUAUCCUGUUCAUGCAACUCCAUUUUGUUCACAUGGAUCAUGCUUUGGUGUAUAUGAUUGAUGCCUACAAUUUCUGUCUUGCAUAGUAAGUAGUUCCAAUAGUGAACUGAAUAACUCUUAAAGACUGAAUACAUGCAA